GUGGUUUUUUUCACGGUAUCGCUGCCAGGAAACGAGUGGACGUUAGGGCAAAUCGCAUGUUCUCUUGCCAUUCGGAUAAAAUUUAAAGCAUUUGCUAUUUACUCUUCUUUGCAAUAAUGAGAAGGUACACAAGAUGACGGCCUUUGGAGUGACUAGAUAACUGACUGCAUCUCCAAAAAAGAGCUUCUACCUUCCCUGCGUAAUAAUUUAACCAGCGUUUAUUCCUAUCGACAUGUAAAUAUCGGUUGGACAAAAAAAUAUAAUUUCGGACUAUUUGUAUAUAUCACAGGCAUAUGCAACACGUUGUUGGUAAGCAAAGCUGUAAAUGAUAUACAAGACCGGAUUAUUUUACAUGGAAUGACAUCCCGUCGAACCUCAUGCCCCAUCGCCGUGCCGCGGCCCCAUCUCACAGAGCGAGCGCCUCUCCCCCGUCCGGAGACGCGCUGCUGACCCCAGCCGGCACACCCCCCGGCUCCAGGGGCUGCCCACGGACACCAUGCGCAGAUUCGCCUACUGCAAGGUGGUGCUGACCACCUCACUGGUGUGGGUGCUGGUGGACGUCUUCCUUCUGCUCUACUUCAGCGAGUGCAACAAGUGUGAUGACCGGAAAGACCGGUCUCUGCUCCCUGCACUGAGAGCUGUCAUAUCGCGGACCCACGAAGGCCCCGGGGAGAUGGGGAAGGCAGUGAACAUCCAGAAGGAGGACCAGGAGAAAAUGAAGGAGCUUUUUAAGAUUAACCAGUUUAACCUCCUGGCCAGCGAUCUGAUAGCGCUUAACAGGAGCCUGCCCGACGUGAGGCUCGAUGGCUGCAAGACCAAGGUUCACCCAGACGACCUGCCCAACACCAGCGUCGUCAUCGUGUUCCACAACGAGGCCUGGAGCACGCUGCUGCGGACGGUCCACAGCGUCAUCAUCCGCUCCCCCCGGCUUCUGCUGCUCGAGAUCCUGCUGGUGGACGAUGCCAGCGAGAGAGAUUUCUUGCAAAAGAAGCUGGAGGACUAUGUACGAGCGCUAGAAGUGCCGGUACGGAUCUUGAGGAUGCAGCAGCGUUCCGGGCUGAUCCGGGCCAGGCUCCGGGGUGCAGCGGCUGCCCGAGGUCAGGUGAUCACCUUCCUGGACGCCCACUGUGAGUGUACGAUAGGAUGGCUGGAACCACUGCUGACUAGGAUUAAAGAGGACAGAAAAGCAGUGGUAUGCCCCAUUAUCGAUGUGAUCAGUGACGACACCUUCGAGUACAUGGCGGGUUCCGACAUGACCUAUGGGGGAUUCAACUGGAAGCUGAAUUUCCGUUGGUACCCCGUGCCUCAGAGGGAGAUGGACAGGCGGAAAGGGGACCGAACACUUCCUGUCAGAACUCCCACCAUGGCGGGGGGUCUGUUUUCUAUCGACAGAACAUAUUUUGAAGAAAUUGGAACAUAUGACCCAGGGAUGGAUAUCUGGGGCGGAGAGAACCUGGAACUGUCCUUCAGGAUCUGGCAGUGCGGUGGCUCUCUGGAGAUCGUCACCUGCUCUCACGUCGGCCAUGUGUUCCGGAAGGCCACCCCGUACAGCUUUCCCGGGGGCACUGGCCAAGUCAUCAACAAGAACAACAGGCGCCUGGCCGAGGUCUGGAUGGAUGAAUUCAAAGACUUCUUCUAUAUCAUAUCACCAGGUGUGAUGAAGGUGGAGUAUGGAGACGUGUCAUCACGCAAGACACUUCGGGAAGCCCUACAGUGUAAAUCCUUCUCCUGGUACCUGGAGAACAUCUACCCUGACUCCCAGAUCCCAAGAAGAUACUUCUCACUUGGUGAAAUUCGAAAUGUGGAAACCAACCAGUGUAUCGACAACAUGGGAAGGAAGGAGAACGAGAAGGUCGGCUUUUUCAACUGCCACGGGAUGGGAGGGAACCAGGUGUUUUCCUACACUGCGGAUAAAGAGAUCCGGACGGACGACCUUUGCCUGGAUGUGUCGCGGCUAAACGGUCCCGUCAUCAUGCUCAAGUGCCACCACAUGAAGGGGAACCAGAUGUUUGAAUAUGACGCAGAGCGGCUGACCCUCCUCCAUGUGAACAGUAACCAGUGCUUGGACAUGCCAUCAGAAGAGGACAAGAUGGCUCCCACCCUACGGGACUGCACGGGCAGCCGCUCUCAGCAGUGGCUGCUCAGGAACAUGACCCUCAGUGUCUGAUCCUCCUCCCUGCUCCUCGCCUCCGUCGUUCCGGCCCUCUCCCAGCUGUGCUGGUCUGCACGGGUGUCCCUCUGACCCACAUCUGCAUCUCAUGGACCUCCUCAAGGCUUCAAGGAAGUGCCAUCGGAUGGGGCCCUCCCACCAAGUCGGUGAUAGGCGUGGCUGGUCAGAGUGGUCCAAUGACGAGGUGGUGGGCGGAGCCAUGAGCCAGGUGCCGUUGCCUCCUUGGACUCAGGUGUUUCCCAUCUCCUCCUGCAUAACCAUGUGGUGGAGGUAGCGUUUGGAAACAGUUAAAUAAAAACAGCAUGUCUUUAUGUACUUGUUCAGAACAUUUACUUUUGUCCAUCUUCGGUAUGUGCAGCAAGAUCAUGAACGUAGUUGAAUAGAUUUUUUUUGUGUCCUUAGUUGCUUGAUUCAUACUUUCAGGCUUUAAACCAGAGGGUUUCAACUAUUCAUAACCUAGAGACAUGAAAACAGCAGAGCUGCGAACCCCUGCUCUACGGACUGACAGGGUAUCCCGUCCUCAACUUGAAAACCCUUGAUUUAAACCACAUUCCACAUUUACAUCAGGGACAGUAUUACCUGGGUCUUUUAAUAUCACAAAAGUUUGUUGGUUAUUUUAUUUGAUGUGCGUGCAAGUUAUCAUUUUAUGCACAUAUAUGUGUCGAAUGUAUGAUGUUAUCGAUCAUGACGCACAUUUGGACUCGGACUGUUAUUGAAAGAAGUCCUGACAUUUUUAUUGCGUCGUUGGCGACCACAGUCAAUAUGAAUCCUAUGAUCCGCUGCGGAUUUGCAAUGUUUCUGUUGAGGAAGCAAAAAUGUCACAUGCCUUAAAAUAUUAUUGUGGCAUGCAUGUAUAAAAUAAGUGAUUUUUUUUUUUGCAAUAAAAAUAAUACUGGAAAAGCUAGUUUGUAAAGCUUCUGUUAGAUCCAGUGCAUGGCCAUCAAACUGCAGUAUGUUUUUCUGAGACUUUUAAACUGAAAAGUGAAAAUAUUCCAAUUCACAAUUUUCUGAUAUACUGUAUUAUACAUGUAUGAAUUCUGUAAAGGUUAUUUAUUCCCCUUGGAAUAUUGGAAUAGAGGAUGGAAAGAUUUUAUUUUUCUUUACUGUCUAACAAUUUAUUUAUGCUGACAUUUUUGAUUUGCUGGUUUUUGUGUUUUCCAUUGUUGUACUUGAAAGAUUCUGUUUUUUUUUUUCAUUAAAGAAUGAAACAAAAUAUUAUAACAUUAUUUUAUGAAAGAUAUCUAACUUCAGGGAGUUAAUAUACAUUAUUGGUGUUUUUGUUCUGUGCUGUAUUUAAAAUCAGAAUCUUUGAGAGUAGCUUGUCCUGGUGUUUGCCCCAAGGAUCUGAGCUAUACCCAUGAUAUAUCCAUUUUAAUUUAACUGCUCAAGCAGAUUGACACAUAAACAGUCCCUAAAGUAAUAUUAAAUAAUAUAUCGUUGUAUAAUGCAGAUGAUUCAGUGCUACACAUCUCUUUUUCAGAACACGACGUGUUUCUGUUUUGAGCUCACUUUGACAAAUGUGGAUUUAACUUUAACUUGUUGAUCUGCAGGCGUGAUUUAAUAAAGUACAAUUAUAUUUUCUUAUUUUAAUACUUGAAAGGAUAUUGUUAUAUGUUACAAUUCACCGAUUAAAUUAGUUUAAAAGAUUCUUCGGAUUCCCCUUUUAGAUUUUUAGCUGAUGUCUGAAAUCUCUUAUAACCAAAUUGUAGAAAGUACGCCACUAGCUAUUACAUGAUAAAUGAUUUUGGCAUUAUCCUGGUGGCAUUUUUAAUGUGGGCUUUAAUGAAAGAAAGCCGUCAAAAAUGGGAUGCCCUAGAAAAUGUUAAGCGACAGGGUUCUGGCAAUCUAAUCUAAUUAUAGUUAACCGAUGUUUCCAUCUCUGCUGCCUACGCCUUGUUAAUCUCUUCUGUUGACCAGAGUAGCAUGCCGUUAGUGUUACUCAUGAUGGUAAAAUGAUUGCUGCUUGUUAUCUGAAACCAGUGACAAGACUGCAGGGUUUACCAUCAUUGGUGGCUAGUGGUACAGUGUAUGUGGGUUUAGGCCAAAAGUAAAGGGGACACAGAAGGCAACAGAUCAUGAUGCAUUUAGUUUAGCUGUGGGCAAACAGAUUGUCAAGCAAAGCAUACUGAAAACAGAUUGUUUAGAGUAUUAUACAUUUUUUUCAGAAUCCAUUACAUUAACUUUAAUUUUGAUGAUCUUUAUUAUUUUUUUAUAAUUAUGCCCUUGGCACUUUACAGAUAUGUAAGAUUUUUUCUAUGAAUGAUGGAGCAGUAAAUAUAUAAUCGAUUUUAUUUAUGGUCACAUUUUUAAUGUGGUAUAUUAUAUACAAUAUAUUCGUAUUUUUAUAGAAAAGUAGACAAGAAUUUUGAACUACUGAAGUGGAAAUGGGCAGCACACUCCACAAUAAUCUGUUAAAGCACUGUGCCACGCACAUUUCAUCUGUGUUUUUUGUAAUUGGGUGGAAUUGUGAAAUAAAGUUGUAAAAGUGGCCCAUGGAAUGAAUACUUGGAGAACGUGGGAUGCCGUCCCUGUGAAUUAGUCAUAAAAGAUUUAGCACAAAAGAUGUAACAAUUGCAGUGGGUGUCUCGAGUCAUGAUUGGGAAAAGCUUUGGUACUGCGACAAUUACUUCCAUUUGCCGUUUGUAAUUCUUCCCAUUUUAAAAUAAAUCAAAGCAGUCAAAAUAACUAGUUGACAAACUAUGUUAGUGUCCUGAAAUGCUUCACCAGUUGUUGAUUGGUACCUGGAUGCCCCAAUUGCCUGUACAUAUUGAAUAUUUGCAGUUUUAUUUUCUUGUUUGUUUCGAAGGUCUGUUGUUGACAGUGCAUGAAACUAAGUGAUGUAACUUGUGUCCUCUUUGUAUUCGUCUUGAAGCUGUUACGUAACUGCCACCUGUUUGUAUGUUUUAUAAAGAUUUUUUUAAGUUCAUCCAGUAUAAUUAGAGGAAUAUAGACAUUGAAACUAUAAUAAAUGGCUAAGAAUCUUAACUCACUGACUCGAAUGCAAGUAAAUUCUUUGUGCUUUUUUUAAUCCAUGUGAUGCCAUCACCUCACAUUUACUUUGUUUCCUGUUAUCCCUCAAUGUCAGCUGUGACAAAUGUUAAUUCAGCGAAACAUCUUUAAUCCUUAAUCACAUUCCCUGUAAGCGACCAAUGCUUGAACAUUUUUUUUGUCUUCGUUUAACCAAAAACUAAUAAACCAAUUGUGAUAUCA
Paramormyrops kingsleyae is the source of this 5380-nucleotide messenger RNA. It is a transcript of the gene galnt13, whose product is annotated as polypeptide N-acetylgalactosaminyltransferase 13. Gene Ontology annotation, molecular function: polypeptide N-acetylgalactosaminyltransferase activity. Gene Ontology annotation, biological process: protein O-linked glycosylation. The record is from RefSeq and is a predicted model, not a curated record. Gene Ontology annotation, cellular component: Golgi apparatus. NCBI's taxonomy places the organism in Eukaryota, Metazoa, Chordata, Actinopteri, Osteoglossiformes, Mormyridae.